GCGUGUAUAGUAUAAAUUGUUGUUAGAAUAAGGAUUCUCCGUCCUUUUCCUCCUUCCAUUGGCAAAAGAAAGCGAGGAUGGAAGGAGGAGAAAGUUCAGGUCUUAAAUCUCAUCUGAUUAGGACCCAGGAAAGAAGCCAUGAUCUGGAAGAAGAAGAAGAAGAUUGUUGUAGUCGUGGAGCAAAUUUUGUUGAAGAAGCAAAAAUGCAACUACGGCUGUCGGGGCCUCUUAUAGCGGUUAGUAUGUUGCAGUACAGCUUACAGGUGAUAUCAGUCAUGUUCAACGGUCAUCUUGGACAGCUGCCUCUUUCCGGUGCUUCCAUGGGGUCUUCCUUUGCUUCAGUCACUGGUUUCACUGUCCUCCUAGGAAUGGGAAGCGCAUUGGAGACGCUAUGCGGGCAAGCCUAUGGAGCGAAACAGUACCACAUGCUUGGCGUUCACACGCAGCGAGCAAUGCUAACCCUCCUGGCCUUGAGCUUUCCUCUAGCACUGAUUUGGUAUUAUACGAGCACCAUUCUCAUAGCUCUAGGCCAAGACCACGAAAUAUCAACUGAAGCUGGAGUUUUCAAUUGUUGGAUGAUCCCAAGCCUUUUUGCCUAUGGCCUCCUUCAAUGCCUGAACAGAUUUUUACAGACCCAAAACAAUGUUGUUCCUAUGCUGAUAACCUCUGGAUUCACAGCUUUGCUACACGUUUUUGUUUGCUGGGUUCUUGUGUUCAAAGUCGGACUUGGGAUAAAAGGAUCUGCCUUGGCAAUUACCAUUUCCAAUUGGGUUAAUGUGCUUUUGUUGGCAAUUUAUGUAGAAGUUUCUCCAGCUUGCAUGAAAACUUGGACUGGUUUUUCAAAAGAAGCCCUGCAUGAUGUUCUCAGCUUUAUAAAGCUAGCUGUUCCUUCAGCAAUCAUGAUAUGCUUCGAAUAUUGGUCCUUCGAAAUGGUUGUUCUCUUAUCCGGUCUUCUCCCAAAUCCAAAAUUAGAGACAUCUGUGUUAUCGAUAAGCCUUAACACAUGUUGGAUGGUUUAUAUGAUCUCUGUUGGACUUGGCGGUGCUAUAAGUACAAGAGUGUCAAAUGAAUUGGGUGCUGGGUGCCCCAGUGGGGCGCGCUUGGCUCUUUCUGUCAUGAUCAUAGUGGCCAUCUCAGAGGGUGCAGCUGUGGGAAUUACUACAAUUCUGGUGCGCAAUGUUUGGGGAAAGUUGUAUAGCAACGAAGAAGAGGUGAUCAGAUACGUUGCUAAAAUGAUGCCACUGCUUGCACUAUCAGACUUCUUGGAUGGAUUCCAAUGUGUACUUUCAGGGGCUGCUAGAGGAUGUGGGUGGCAAAAUCUAUGUGCAUUUAUAAAUCUUGGCGCUUACUAUGUUGUGGGAAUACCUUCUGCUGUGCUCUUUGCUUUCAUCUUCCAUUUUGGAGGCACAGUGGGUCUCUCCUCUCUUCUCUCUUCUCUCUCUCUCUGUCUCUCUCUUUGCUAUUCAAGCUGUCUCUCUCUUUGCUAUUCAAGCUGUGAAAUUGGUGUUAAGCAGGGGCUUUGGAUGGGAAUCAUAUGUGGACUUUCUGUUCAAGUUGUGGCACUUGUUAUAGUAAACGUAUGCACUGAUUGGAAUCAAGAGGCGAUGAAAGCUGUGCGUGGUGUUCAGAAAAUCAUAAUUAUUAAUGUGGAACAGUAGAUUUGGUUUCCACAACAAACCAAGAAAACAAAUUGAUGAUACAUAUAAUUCUCUUUUCAAGGAAAGAAAAAUUAUGCACUUCUGGUGGAAAAUAAAAGCUUGAUAUAUGAUAUAUUGAUAUAUCUCUCA
This is a messenger RNA of Alnus glutinosa, 1787 nucleotides long. RefSeq names its product protein DETOXIFICATION 16-like. Gene Ontology annotation, cellular component: membrane. The transcript has 7 exons. The record is from RefSeq and is a predicted model, not a curated record. Gene Ontology annotation, biological process: xenobiotic detoxification by transmembrane export across the plasma membrane. Gene Ontology annotation, molecular function: xenobiotic transmembrane transporter activity; antiporter activity. Lineage: Eukaryota; Viridiplantae; Streptophyta; Magnoliopsida; Fagales; Betulaceae. The coding region runs from base 78 to 1658 and encodes 526 amino acids.